AUGGAUAUCGAUCAAAGUGCUAAAAAUUUAAAUGUUAAUGAACUAAAAAAUUUGACUGAGAUUAUUGGUGAAUUAUGUGAAUGUGAUGUGUUAUUAUUUAAUGUAAAAUAUAUAAGUUCUGACGGACGUUUAUUACGAGAAGCAGUACGAGCGCAAUUUCUAUUCAUCAAUCGAACUAAUGAUGCGCUCCUUUUAGCUGAUCAAGCCAUUUCAAUUAUCGAUAAAAAUGCGCUAAAUCCAAAAGGUGUAGUACCAAAAUUAAGUGCGCUUUCAAAAUAUACAACUGAUGUGACAAAAUUAUCGGACACAGUACCAUACGCACGUCUCCGUGAAGCAGCCCUCCUCUUAGCCAUUUUCACGUUUUUACUUUUUUCUGUGCUAAUUGUAUUCGCUAUGAUUCUUUGCUAUCAUCGUUCAAAAUUCUUACGUGAAAAGAAAAUGCAUGAAGAUGAGAAGAUAGCAGCAGGAUCAAUGAAUAAAAUUAAUCGUUAUAAGCAACCAUUAGCGUACGUGAAAUCAGUUCAACAUAAUCUAAGAGAAAAAUAUCCGAAUGCAACAGAUGAGAAUAUCUAUACCACUCAGGAAAUCAAAAUGUUGGUCGGUUUGGAUGAUACAAUGAAACGGGUACGCUAUGCUAGUAAUGAUUAA
Molecule: messenger RNA, 648 nt
Organism: Brugia pahangi
Lineage: Eukaryota; Metazoa; Nematoda; Chromadorea; Rhabditida; Onchocercidae
Source: the annotation of a GenBank genome assembly